GUUGUUUUCAUUUCGUGACCCGGAAGCAGUGUAAAUGCAAUUCCUUACCAACAGAGAGACAGAUGGGAGUAGAAUCUGGUAGCAUUGAGCUAACAAGACAUAAACAGUGGAUACUCGCAAUCCAACAGUACUGUGACAUCCUUCCCCGAGAUGGCUGAUGUGGAGGAGACACUGGCGAGUGGUGCUGGCGACCAUCAGGACUCGACCACAAGUGCAAAACAUUCAAGCCGCACUCUGCUGCUGGACAGUGGAGAGGACUUUGAGAUGCUGGAGAACAGCGAGGAUGACGGAGGUGACGAUGACCUUCCCCCACUAGAGGACGCCGGGGGCGGGGAAAAGAAGGGACAGGGGGCAGAGCACACUGCUCAGUCCGAAGACAGCACUCCACAGCUCUCCGCUCCGAAAGAUGAAUGGGUCGAUAUUCUCGGUAGUGGUCUCCUGCGGAAGAAAGUGCUGGAAGGGGGUGAAGGGCUAGACACCCGCCCGACGAGAGGGCAGAAUGUCCAGAUUAAGCUGAAGACCUUGCUGUUUGAUGGUACUAUCGUAGAGGAAGAUUCUGAGCUUGCGUUCACGCUUGGUGAUGGAGAUGUCAUCCAGGCUCUGGAUCUGGCGGUACAGCUGAUGGAGAUGGGAGAGAAGGCCCUAGUGGAGGCUGAUGCUAAAUAUGCCUAUGGUUCUGUGGGAAGUGCCUGCCCACCGGUGGUCCCCAACUCCAACCUCACCAUGGAGGUGCAGCUGUUGACUGCCCUCGAUGGCCCAGAUAUAGAGCUGAUGACCCCCGAGGGCCGGAUUGCCCUGGCGGGGCAGAAACGUGAGCGGGGCAACGCGCACUACCAGCGGGGGGACUACGCCUUCGCUGUUAACUCCUAUGGCAUUGCCUUACAGAUCACAGAAGCCAGCUCCAAAGUGGACAUCACAUCGGAGCAGGAGGCGGAGCUGAUGGAGGUGAAGGUGAAGUGUCUGAACAACAUGGCCGCUGCGCAGCUCAAGCUGGAGCACUAUGAGGCCGCCAAGCGCUCCUGUGUGUCCGUGCUCGUCCACGAGCCGGACAACGUCAAGGCCCUCUUCCGCUAUGGCAAAGUCCUGGCCUUAAAGGGAGAGGUUGCUGACGCUAUCCGUACGCUGAAAAGAGCACUGAAACUGGAGCCUAGUAAUAAGACCAUCCAUGCUGAGCUGUCCAAGCUAGCGAAGAAGCACUCGGAACAAAAGGGUGCAGAGCAGGCCAUGUACAAGAAGAUGCUGGGAAACCCCUCAGACGUCAGCUGUGCCACGCCGCAGCCCAAGGCCUCAUGGGGGUUCAGCUGGAAAUGGCUUUUCGGAGCAACCGCUGUUGCUAUUGGAGGUGUAGCCUUGUCAGUUGUCAUUGCUGCUAGAAAUUAGGCCGAGUGCUGGCCUGGCCAUGGACCACUGGGGCUCUCGCUAGCGGUGGCCCUCGUCAUCACAGCUCUGCUCCCGUGGAAAGCAGAUGCGCGACCAAGACGGUCCUAGUCUGCCACGAACCUAUACAGACGGACAUGUCCGAAACUGUUUUUAAGUUUUACUUUUGCUGGUGUUGUCCACUGAAAGAGCUGACCAAAAAAAAACAAUAUCAAGUAAUUCCUUAUUUAUGUCUGAGCAGUAACUGAGAUGUCAAAA
Clupea harengus (Atlantic herring) is the source of this 1635-nucleotide messenger RNA. It is a transcript of the gene fkbp8, whose product is annotated as FKBP prolyl isomerase 8. NCBI's taxonomy places the organism in Eukaryota, Metazoa, Chordata, Actinopteri, Clupeiformes, Clupeidae. Gene Ontology annotation, cellular component: membrane; endomembrane system; cytosol. The record is from RefSeq and is a predicted model, not a curated record. Gene Ontology annotation, molecular function: protein folding chaperone; peptidyl-prolyl cis-trans isomerase activity; protein binding. Gene Ontology annotation, biological process: protein folding; negative regulation of apoptotic process.